AUGUUUAUCAAGCAGAUUCCCACUCCUUCAUCAUCCCCCAGUGCCGGAGACAACGAUGGCGACCAGGAAACUUCAUCCCAAGUUCGUCAAGAAAAUCCUAACUCUUGUACGCCAAACACCGCCCCACCACAAACCAGCACCGCUACUCCAAGUCCUGAAAUAGAUGAAGAAACUCUACGGUACCUCAAUAAAGUCCUCCUGAGUAUACCUCGCGAGUUGGACGAUGCAGCAGCAUACGCCGAACUCAAGGCUAGACUUGGGAUUUCCCGGUCUAAAAAUCCUGCUUCGUCCUCUAAACCAAAGAUCCCACCUAGUUCUCCUACAUCACCAAAACCAUCUUCCAUCCAACCUUCACCUUCGUCCCUAACCCAGCCGAUGCAAUGUAGCGCAGACACCGCCGAUAAAGAAGGGUUGGGGGAGGAUUAUGGGCAGUCGUUCGCUAUUCCGUCACCAGCAGGUGGUGGCGGCUCCGCUUCGGUCCAUAAGCCGCAUUUGACUGAGGGCGGCGACAUCAACAGUGAAGAGGAAGAGGAAUUCCGCCCGUUGUUCGACUAUGGGAAGAUGGAGGAAGAGGAACCGCUACGGCGUCAGACGCGGCGUAUGACAACGGAUCGGCUCCUGGAGGUAGCUGAAAACCUGAAAACACAAUGUGAGGAAGGGACGGUGGUGCAGAAGCCGCGCACAGUACGAAGGCUGGUGGAUGAAGAAGCAGAAGAGCCUCAGUUCCAGGAAGCGGGAGAGGAGGAAAAAGCUACCAAGGGCAGCCUGGCAAGGGGAAAAGGGAGUAUUCUCCCUAUUCUCAAGAGAAGCCGCCCCGCUGACACGGAGGUCGCCAUUGCAGAUGCUUCUGCGCCCGCUUCCCCACAACCAGGAGAUAAGGGUAGUGAUUCGACUGGAGAGGAAUUGCGUUGGACCAGAACGACCAGGAGACAACAAGGAAAGCCUGAAGCCUCUCCUUCCAUCGCCUACUCUCCUCAGCAUGUGGUGUUGACCCCAGCUCUUCGCCAACAGAUGAUGGAGUUCGAUGAUCCUAAGAUGCAGAAGAAGGUGCACCAAAGGGUGACCUCCCAGAAGAAGUUAAAGGCGGGAAGAUGUUGCACCAGCCAUCCCUGGAGAAGAUAG
Molecule: messenger RNA, 1122 nt
Organism: Salvia splendens (bonfire salvia)
Lineage: Eukaryota; Viridiplantae; Streptophyta; Magnoliopsida; Lamiales; Lamiaceae
Exons: 1
Coding region: 1-1122 (373 amino acids)
Source: RefSeq, a predicted model, not a curated record